GCCAGUUAUCAGCUCAGGCCAAUCCCUUUUCUGUAAGGCUUUACACAUUUUCAUUCCUCAAAUGCUCUCUGAGAAGAACAGCAUGAGCAUGAGUGGAUUAUUCCUUUCUAACAUAUAAAACCAUGUCUAAAUAUUGGCCUGUAGUUUGUCUGUGGAUUAUCUGGCAUCGUCAGAUCCUGAAUGUUGCAGCUUUCAACCUGGACACAGAGAAUGUAGCUGAGAGGAAAGGAGACGCGGGAACUCUGUUUGGGUUUUCUGUUGCCUUCCACAAACAGCUGAGUCCUUCCGCAAAGAGCCUAUUGCUUGUGGGAGCUCCGCGUGCAAAACAUCAGAAUGAAGUGAACGUCACAGGAGUCGUCUACGGAUGUGACCUGACAACAACAUCUGAGCGCUGUCAGCCCAUUGAGUUUGAACAUGAAGAGUUCCUUGACAGUAAAGGUGUAAACAACCAGUGGAUGGGAGUUAAAGUUGCAAGUCAAGGUCCCGGUAAAAAUGUCAUGACUUGUGCUCAUCGGUAUCAACAGUGGAGCCCGAGUCCAGGCCUCUACACCCCUCAACUGUUCACCGGACAGUGUUACAUCUUAGGAGACGACCUGCAGGUGGGAACAGAAGAGAGGAGGUGGAGGAGGGUGGUGUGCGAUAACGAACACCUGACGCGACGACAGAAGGACCACGAGUGGUUCGCGUACUGCCAGCAGGGUCACGGAGCAGCGUUUGCCAAGGAUAACAAGUCUGUGUUGUUUGGAGCACCGGGAGCUUAUCAGUGGAAAGGAACCGUCAGAAUGGAGGUCUUGGAUGACCUGAUGUGGUCCAGUGACGAUCCCCGUGAAGCUGGGGAUAUCGAGCAGUUUAACCAGGAACUCAUCCCUCUGCUGAGAAACAGCUACCUGGGAUUCUCCGUAGAUUCAGGAAUGGCCCUGACGAGGAAGGGUCAGCUGACGAUCGUAUCAGGGGCCCCCCGGGGGGGCUACAGCGGCCAGGUGGCCUUCCUGAAGAAAGACCCUGCGGCUAAGAGGAGUCUGUCCGUGGAGCUGGUCCUCUCUGAACCGGGCCUGCCCCUCUCUGAACCGGGCCUGGCCCUCUCUGAACCGGGCCUGGCCCUCUCUGAACCGGGCCUGGCCCUCUCUGAACCGGGCCUGGCCUCUUCCUUUGGCUACGACGUCACUGUGGUGGAUCUCAACGCGGAUGGGUGGGAGGACCUUGUUGUCGGAGCACCACAGUUCAUUGAGAAAGACAAGGACAUCGGAGGAGCCGUCUUCAUCUACAUUAACACCAAAGGAAAACACUGGGAGACGAUCGUUCCAAUCCGGCUUGACGGACAUAAAGACUCCAUGUUUGGUCUUGCGGUGGAAAAUAUAGGAGACAUUAACCAAGACGGCUAUGGAGAUUUUGCCGUCGGGGCUCCAUAUGAGGGUUCUGGUCGAGUGUACGUCUACUGUGGCUCCUCAGGUGGCAUCAACAGAAAAGCCGCACAAGUUCUGUCGCCAGGAUCAAACUCGGUGAAAAUGUUUGGAUAUUCUCUGGCUGGUAACCUUGACGUGGACGACAACCAGUACCCUGAUCUCGCUGUCGGAUCGCUCUCAGAUUCCGUUUUUAUAUUCAGGACGAGGUCGGUGGUCAGCGUCAGCACCUCUUUCAGCAUAACCCCAAAUCACAUAAACAUCAUAAAGAAACGGUGCAAUGAGCGGACGUGUUAUUUUGCAGGUCAGGCAUGCUUUACCUACACAGCACAUCCAUCAUCUUUUAACCCUAAACUGAUGCUCAACUACACUUUUGAGGCUGACUUUAAGAGGAGAGAAUCAAAACCCAGAGUGGACUUUCUGGGUUCUUACCGAGGAACGCUGGAGCUGCCUGGACAGGGCAGAAAAACCUGCGCUGACAUGAAGCUUCAACUUCUGCGGGACAUCAGUGACAAGCUGCGCAGUAUUCCCACGUCUGUGACUGUGUCUCUGUGGACAAACAGGACGGGCGCUGACACGACCAACAUCCCUCCAGUUCUUGACAUUUACCAACAGAAGACCACUGUGUCUGAGAUUAUUCUAAUAAACGAAGCCUGUGGCCACGACGGCACCUGCCAAAGUAACCUACAAUUACAGUACAAGUUCUGCUCCAAAAAGACACAAAACGGAGAGGCUGUUUUCAAAUCAUUGGUCAGAGAGGAUGGUGUUGCAGUCAUCACUCCCUCUGAUGAGGACGUAGCUUUGGAGAUCACAGUGACCAACAGAAACGGGGACGACGCACAUCAGAGUCACCUGGUCGUCACGCUCCCAGAUGCGCUGCGCUACUCCUCCAUCGUCCACAGCGGGUCAGCCGAAACAGACCUCAGCUGUGCAGCUAAUGACAACGGCACACUAAUAGACUGUGAGCUGGGAAACCCACUCCAGAGAGAUGCCGAGAUUACGUUUUACGUCUUACUCACCACUUCGGGCAUCUCUUUAAGUACUGAAGUUGUUAAUGUCACCCUGCAACUUGAAACGACAAGUUUGCAGACCAUACAGCCGGUUGAGGUUUUAGCCAAAGUGAUGUUUGAGCUGCAGUUGCAAGUACAUGGUCAAGUCAGGCCUUCUCAAGUAUCACUUGGUGACAUUUCGAAAGGUGCCAUAAAAUCAUUGGAUGAAAUCGGUACAUCAGUGCGGUAUAACUUCAGGAUAACAAAUUUAGGCAAGCCACUGAGGUCGUUUGCAAAUGCAUCACUGAUCGUCCGUUGGCCGAAGGAGAACUCUGCCGGGAAAUGGCUCCUGUACUUAACUCACGUCAGCACUGAAGGUGUACAGCCUGUCCCCUGUUCACCUGCACAUGAGAUCCAUCCACUCAAAGAUAUCAAGGGUUGGGAUGCUCCGCCAAGGAACAGACGUGAAGCUGAAUUUGAAGCUCUCUCCACUGAGGAAUUUCCUUUUCUUCCAACAAAAAGAAAAUAUAAAACUUUGACCUGCUCAGAUGGACUGAAAUGUGUAGAGAUGCACUGCCCUCUGCUGGGCCUGGACAGUACUGCACUGGUGCUGCUGCACUCACGCCUGUGGAACUCCACUUUGGUGGAGGAUUACAGCUCUUUGAACUACCUUGAUAUCGUUGUUGAUGCUACUCUGAGUCUUACCAACUCUCCAGGGAAUAUUAGAUUUAAAUCAGACCAGCUUGGGACUCAGGUAAAGCUGACGGUGUUCCUUGAAAGAAAGCCUGAAUUACUGAUUAAGGUUGCGUGGUGGAUAAUCUUCCUGACAGUGAUUGCCUUACUGCUCCUGUUGGCAGUUUUUGUCUUUUUUCUGUGGAAGCGGGGUUGUAUCCACUCCAUUGAUCGUUGUAAGAAGUCCUCAGAAGAUGGCGAAAAAAAAGCGUUGGCUUCCCUCAAAGGCUAAGAGGAGCGUUGCCUCGGGACUGGCAUGUUGGGAAUUAACACCUCUUCUAUGCAACUUGUGUUGUAUAUUAACAAUUAACACUCAUUUCUAGGUUGAACAUUUAAAAAGAAAAAACAUGUAAUUAUUGGAGUGUACUACUCAAAUACUGUCGCUAAAAGCACAACACAUGAGAUGUAAACUAUUGCAAAUGUGUUUUUGCUUACUUUUGUGAAAAGAAAAACACUAUGCUUUGAUUCUUUUUUUUCAUUUUUUUAAUGAAGCAAAAAUAUCACUUGUUUCAUACCAAAAAAAAAGUUACAUGAAAAAAAGUUGUGCUAUACUUUCACCAUACAGGAUUGUGAGUAGUGAGAAUGGAGGAACUGUUGGAUUAAUAACAAAUUCACUGUAAUUUAAUGGAAAUAUUGCAGCUGCCACCAACUUGUGCGACAAUUGAUCAUCAAAAGUUUUUACUUACGGCACUGAAUUUGAUGGACUGUGAGCAACAUCUUUGAAUUCAUGUUUGUGCAAUAUAAAACUGGGUUGAAAACGUG
Molecule: messenger RNA, 3883 nt
Organism: Cololabis saira (Pacific saury)
Lineage: Eukaryota; Metazoa; Chordata; Actinopteri; Beloniformes; Belonidae
Product: integrin alpha-6-like
Exons: 25
Coding region: 123-3353 (1076 amino acids)
Biological process (GO): cell-matrix adhesion; integrin-mediated signaling pathway; cell-cell adhesion
Cellular component (GO): external side of plasma membrane; integrin complex
Molecular function (GO): integrin binding
Source: RefSeq, a predicted model, not a curated record